Molecule: messenger RNA, 1313 nt
Organism: Aspergillus sclerotioniger CBS 115572
Lineage: Eukaryota; Fungi; Ascomycota; Eurotiomycetes; Eurotiales; Aspergillaceae
Product: arginase
Exons: 3
Coding region: 272-1246 (324 amino acids)
Cellular component (GO): cytosol; nucleus; cytoplasm
Molecular function (GO): manganese ion binding; arginase activity
Source: RefSeq, a predicted model, not a curated record
CUUCUUCUCUAAUCUUCUCUUCUCUCUCAAGACUCAUCAGCCUUGCUGCUCCUCUCCUUCUCUUCUAUCCUUUCUCUCCCUCCGUUGCUUGUCUCGUGCGGUGUUCGUUUCAACGGCCGUGCCAGCCUCGGAUCGUCUCCACCCGCUUGAUCUUAUCUCAUCUUUUGGGUCCGCCCUUCUAGAACCUUUACUUUUUCUUCAACCCUCGUCCUCGCGACUCUCCUCUCCUCUCUCCUUUCUCCACCCUUCCUCUUUCUCUCUCAGAUUCACCAUGACUUCUCCUUCCACAAUUCGCCAGAGAUUUCUCUCCAAGCCCAAUGAGUUGGGCGUCGUGGCUGUGGGCUUCAAUGGCGGCCAGUGCAAAGUUGGCGUCGAAGCGGCUCCGAUGGCUCUAGUCGAGGCCGGUCUCCUCGAGCAACUGCGCGACGACCUCGGCUACGACCUGCACUAUGACGACCAGGUCCACUACUACGAGGACAAGAUGCCCGCCGACGACCCCGACCACCGCGGCAUGAAGAAGCCCCGGUCGGUCAGCGCCGUCACCCAGUCGCUGAGCGAGCAGGUCUAUGAGCACGCCAAGGAGGGCAAGUUUGUGCUGACACUGGGCGGUGACCACUCGAUCGCGAUCGGAACCGUGUCGGGCACAGCCAAGGCCAUCCGCGAGCGCCUGGGCCGUGAGAUGGCGGUCAUCUGGGUUGAUGCGCACGCAGAUAUCAACAUUCCCGAGAUGAGCCCCAGCGGCAACAUCCACGGCAUGCCCAUGGCGUUCCUGACGCGUCUGGCUCGCGAGGAGCGCCCGGACAUCUUCGGGUGGCUGCAGGAUGAGCACAUUGUCAACACUCGCAAGCUGGUGUACAUUGGUCUCCGGGAUGUGGACCGCGGCGAGAAGCAGAUUCUUCGGGAGCAUGGCAUUAAGGCGUUCAGCAUGCACGAUAUUGACCGGUACGGCAUUGGCCGCGUGGUCGAGAUGGCCCUGGCUCACAUUGGCAACGACACGCCGAUCCACCUGUCGUUCGACGUGGAUGCGCUGGACCCGCAGUGGGCGCCCAGCACAGGCACGCCGGUGCGCGGUGGACUGACUCUGCGUGAGGGCGACUUCAUCUGCGAGUGUGUGCACGAGACGGGCAACCUAGUGGCGAUGGAUCUGGUGGAGGUGAACCCGAGCCUGGAGGAGUCGGGGGCCAGCGACACGAUCCGGACGGGAUGCUCGUUGGUGCGGAGCGCGCUGGGCGACACACUGCUGUAAAUUAGAAUUGGUGUUCUAGAUAGAUGGGCGGUAUGACUUAAUGACGAGCAAUCGGUUCCUUCUGCAA